UUUUUGUUUUAGAGGAAAUCAACAAACUUUGGGCUUACAUGCAACCCUUUUUGACCAAAGAAAACGUCAACCAAGCGUCUACUGAAUCAUCCUGUAUGACAUACCUGAUGAUGGCGGCUGCCUAUGACAAUGGAGAACUGGUGAAGCUACUUCUGGAAAACGGAGCAGAUAUCAGAGUCUCUACUAACUACGGCUGGACUGCUCUAGACUGGGCUUGUAAAAAUGGAGCAUUGAAUGCUCUAGCACAUCUAGAGAAUAAAUUACCUUGUGAGCCGCGAGCAUCUACAACUGAUAUCGAGCUAGUUGAAAAGAAAUCGGAUAUGGAACCCGAACAAAAACGAAAGCUUUGCUCAUAUCUCUGUGCCCAAAAUGAGACCUCAAUUGAUCAUAAAGGUAUCGCUUUAAUAAUCAAUAACGAGAUUAUAACUCGGUAUGUUGAGAAGAUCUUGGUGUUCAUACCGGGAAUCGAUGAUGUGUUCAACAUCCUUGAUCUACUAGAGACAAGUGAUGCGAGAGAUGAAAUUCAAAACACAUUUACAAUCAUUAUGCUCCACGAUAACUACGAUCAAUCUCAGUUUAUGGACUACUUUAACGCGGCCAUUAACAAAAAGGGAAAGAAACUGUUCUUCAGUAUUGGGACUUAUGAAUUUAACAUAAUGAUGACGGCUAUUGAUGUUGUAAUAGAUAGCGGUAAAGAUCGAAGUGUGGUUUUUGAUCAUUUGAAUAACAGAAGUCAAGUGGAAGAUUGUUGGAUUUCGAAAAAUAGCGCGGAACAACGAAGCUCAUUGGCAACUUCUGCAGGAGCGAAGGCGUAUCGAAUGUACACGAAAACACGCCACGAUAGUUUCCGACCAGAUCGGGUGUCUGAAAUAGUCCGGAGGCCCCUAGACAAUCUAUGUCUCUGGAUCCGAAUGCUGGCUCCUGAAGGCCAUGAAAUUGACGAAUACUUUAGCCAUGCAUAUGAACAGCCGAGACCUUUUUCAGUUAAAGUAGCUGUGACCAUUCUACAGUGCUUAGAGGCUCUGAAUAAUGAAAAGGAAAUUACAGAACUGGGCUUUAUGAUGCUGAACAUUCCAAUUAACCCAAAGCUAGCAAAGUUAGUCCUGUAUGGUCUAGCAUAUCGUUGCUUAGAUCCCGUAUUGACUAUAGCGUCAGCUUUGCUAGUUGAGAAUAUGAUUAUAAAGUCAAAUCAUAAGCCAAGAAGAAACAAAAUUUUGAGCAAGAAAAAUCAGUUCUCACAUCAGUCGUAUAGUGACCACGGGUCUUACUUGAAAGCUUUUUUGUCCUGGUUGAAAAAUAAGGAAAAGGAGAACGGAGGGAAUGUUGAUUUGUCCGUUUUGAAUUACGGUCAAUGUGAAAUGGCUUAUUUGAUGAAGGAAAAAAUCACUAGCUAUUUAAAAAGAUUCGAACACUUCAAGUCGAUGUACUUCAACCAUGAAUGGAACAAGGAAUUCAACACUUUUUCAGACAACUUCUCCAUGAUUCGUGCCGUUCUUUGUGCCACCUUCUUUCCAAAUGUUCUCCAAUGCGACUGGAACAAUCAAUGUAUUGUUUCACUGAAUGAGUCGCAUAUAUCUAUUGACAAGCACAGUAUAUUACACGAUCUCAUCAGUAAGAAAAUGCAUGUGAAGCAAGAUACGAACACGGCUUUCCCUUCGAAUUGGAUAAUUUAUUCGGAUUCUAAGAAGAUAUCGAAAACGGCAAAUGAAGUCAGUGAUUUGUCAAUUGUUUCAACACUUGCUGUAGUGUUGUUUAGUGAUUCCUUGUUAGCUAACUGUAAGAUAUUGGAGGCGCCUAGCUCUGAGAAACAAAGAGGCUCAGUCUGGGAUAACGCUUGUGUGCUUGCGGUGUCGGAACACAUUAAGUUCAUUCAGUUCAAAACGAACAGACGAGACGCCGAGUUGAUCCUGACGCUGCGACGUCGGCUGCAUUCGCUAGUCAGUCGCCAGUUCAAGAUCAAUGCCGAAAUUCUGAAUGGAGAUUUGGAGGCGUUGCAAUGUGUGGCUAAUGUCAUGAAAGAGGAGGAUAAAACGCUUGGCUUGAAGUUGAUUUCGGGCUGUUCUCAGAGAUCUAGAAGUGGGAAUAUUCCUCCUGUUGUCGGCUAUAGGGCUUUCAUUCCAUCGAUGAGAGCUAAGUUGCGCUGUGAUUUUUGCGAUCAUCAGGAUAUGAAUGGAGCGGCAGGCGUUGACUUUUCGCUCUCAAAAGGACAGUCGAGUAGUUGUCUUCGGCAGAAAUGUCUGCAGAAAGAGAAAGAAUGUCGGCGAAAAGAAGAACUGAGAGACUUGGAGUUGAAGAGUAAAAGCAAUAUGCAUCCGAAUCGCAUGACCUCUUCUAGAAAUGAGAACCAGGGAGGAGGUUUGCUCGGCCGCAUUCCCAACGUAAAUAUUGGAGGAGAAGGACUUUUUGACGACCAACACUCGAGAAAUCUGGUCGCUGGUCGGCUUGGAAAGUAUCCAUUUCCUACGCAUGCCAUACAUAUCCAGCAAUACAAUAGUCUAUUGUUGCAAGGUGCGGCUGGAAUAAGUAACAAUGUCUACAAAAAUCCCUACUCCAAAAAGAAAAACGAUAACUUUGAGUGUCUGAUUCAAACAGCGGGAACCUCGAAGAGUCCUGCAACAUGCUCUGCUGCUGUGUCUAGUGUUGCAAACAACCCUUUCUCUACAAAUGAUGUUUCAGUGACUAGUGCUUGCAAGGCUAUCAUGUCGCAUGCUGCAGAUAAUAAUGUUAUAAUUAGUUCCGAAGCAAAUUUUAAUGCGAGUAAGUUUUCGCUUGCUAAUGGGGGUUCGCCAUUGAUGCAACCGUUGCAGCAAACAAGUGCAUGUUCUAAUAAGUCUAGAUCUAAUUCAACGGAACAGGUUUCGAGUAAAAAUAAGGCGCCCAAAAAGAUGUCAGACGAGUACACUAUUCCUCCAGGCACCGGACGUCCCUGGAGGGAUCUGAGAAGCAUCGAGGAGAUGCCUUGGAACCAAGUGGAGGAAAGUUGGCUCUGGUUUGGAAAAACUUGGAAGCGAUUCUCGAGUGAGAGGAGGGCUUGGCCACAGCAGAGCGACUGUCUUUGGAUUGAUGGAAGUACCAAUGAUUUAUACAACGAGAACUUGAUUUCAUACCCUGUUGAUUUCAACGAGAACUCAGAGGAUUUGGCGAUGUUUCGGUCGGACAAAAGUGGUCCGAAUCUGCACGUGUACUAAUGAAACUCGACGAUGAACUUGAAAUAAAAUGAAAAAGAUAAAUGAACUGACACAUUUGAUGUUAAUUACUGCAAAUUAAUUGUGAUUAUACUUCCUGAUAACCAAUUUUGUUAACUAAAGUGGCAUUUAAAUGGUGAUGUUGGUGUUUACUUGACAUUGCGUCGCUCAAAGGGGUCUAGAACCCAUUUCUGCACCCACUGACCAGGUGUUAUUUGAUGUCCUCUUAACGUUGAUUUCUCUAUUCUUCUCAUUUUGUGCUGCAAAAGCACGUCCAUGUGUUUACCUGCGUGUAGACUUUUUAAGUUCGGUUGAUGGACUUAGUUUAGUUCAGUUCGAACAGGCAAAAUACAAUCGGAAUGGAAGUUUCGUUGUUGAGCCGAAAUAACUGAAAAGUACUUUUGGUCUUCUCUCACUUAGGUGUUGAUUUGCUAUGAGUGCUGAAGUAUCUCUGUCGUUAUCUCCUCAAGUGUUCUGUUGAGUUGUUGAGCAGUUUAUAAAUGCGAACAGGUUUCGUCCAUUUUUCUGCACUGUAUUGUUGACCUCUUUUUAGCUCUCAAUCUAAGGCUGUAACUUAACUAAACUCAGUUUGUUAUGUUCAUGUAUGUUUAUCUCAUCCAUUGCUUUUCGCAAUAGUUGCUACUCUUUGGUGCUAUGCUCAAUCCGAAAUAUCCUAAAAUGUCACUUCAUCCACUCGUAAUAAACUAGUCUUGUGUUUCGCUUUGAUGUCUAGUUCUAUAAUUGUAAAUCUUGUACAUACCUAAACGCAUUUGGGUUUCGACUUGAUUCAAGUCGGUCUCCUGCUUUCCUGUUUUAUUUGCAGUUGCUCUCAUUGUUGUAGCCACCGAUUCGGCUCGACUGACUGAUUGACUGAUGUUUACUUAGGAAAAGUCUUCUUGUCGCUCGGUCUUAUUUUAUUGCAGAUUUGUCCCUGAUAAUAACCAAUAAUUUAAUGGGCUUCUGCUUUUAGCAAGCUCUGCUAAUUCUUCACUCAACAUUGUUGCUGUGUGUA
Molecule: messenger RNA, 4197 nt
Organism: Symsagittifera roscoffensis
Lineage: Eukaryota; Metazoa; Xenacoelomorpha; Acoela; Convolutidae
Product: 3'-5' RNA helicase YTHDC2-like
Exons: 1
Coding region: 39-3188 (1049 amino acids)
Cellular component (GO): intracellular anatomical structure
Molecular function (GO): helicase activity; protein binding; RNA binding
Source: RefSeq, a predicted model, not a curated record